CAAACCCGGCACAGCGAGGAUGCUCACUUCCACCACGUCUUGGGGACACGACUGAUCUCCAGCUGAUACGCAUUGCGUGCAGCUUCUGAAGCCUUAUCAAUGAAUCAGCCCGCGCGUCCGAGGACGAAGGGCCUAAAAAAGGGUGCAGCUGGGCGGGCACAAGGCUCUUAAAAGUUCCGCUGCAUGCCUUGACUUAAUGUAAGCACAUGAUAUUUUAACCUUUCAGGUGGAGAAGGCAGAGGGCUCCACCCAUCCGACACCCAUCUCGGCCGACUCGCUGUGCCGCAUUUGCGCGCGCUUAUUACACCAUGCGGAUUUGGAGCUGUUGUACUUUGUAGAUCAUAGUAGGUAUCGUAGCUCGCCAGGCCCACAGCCCCCAGCAAAAUGUCCGCUGCUAUCGGGCAGCUCCUUGGCAAGGGCUUUGAGAAGUUCUUCUACGACUACAGCCUCUAUGAUAGCUACUUCAAGCAGUACAUCAAGAGCCGGGGGCAAUAUGUCGCUCUGCGGCACGUUGCCUUCGUGAUGGUCGGCAUCAACCUGCUCAUCGACGUGAACUUCCCGUUCAACCCUCCCUUUCCCACCAUCGGUGAGCUGUGGAGCAUUGGGAUGUGCCCCUCGGGCUGGAAGGGCACCUGGGUGUGCGAGACCGACAAGCACAAGGCGCUGGAGAUGUACAAGGAGUGGAAGUCCGGCAAGAAGUCGGUGGAGGCGCACCAUUAAGCGCCGCCAGCGCAACCUGGCUUUGCAGGGGCAGGAGGAGGAGGCCAACAAGCAGCGGCGCGACACGCGCACAUGCCAUACCUCAUGGAGAUUGGCGGUGGCGCUGCGUCUGCUGCGUCGCUGCGGUAGUACUUGCGUGCGUGCGGGGCGUGUUGUCCACUGGGUUUCGCCGGCAUGUGUGCAGAGGGCAGGUAGUGCGUGUACAUGUGUGCUGCACCCGGUGGCACCAUCACUGAUGGGAGGCGCUCGCGUACCGUAAGCGGGCAGUGUGGGCCUGAGCUUGGCAACAUGAGCUGGUGUGUGUCUGUACAAGUAGGGAGAAGGUCUUUGAUUAGCUGGGACUGGGCCGUUAGGAGUGCCCAGUAGUCAGAAAGGGAUUGGUUAGGGCUGGCGAGAAGGAGGACAGGUAGGCUUUGUGCGUGUAAGCUUGAUACCCUGCAGUAAGACGCCAAGGCUUCAUGUGCCGCGCACUUAUCGUAGCAGCUGUCCGUCUCGCAGUUGGAGCGAGCAGCAGUGAGCGGGACUACCGUAAUGUGCAAGGUAUA
Messenger RNA from Chlamydomonas reinhardtii, 1265 nucleotides. RefSeq lists its product as uncharacterized. The coding region runs from base 385 to 720 and encodes 111 amino acids. The transcript has 6 exons. NCBI's taxonomy places the organism in Eukaryota, Viridiplantae, Chlorophyta, Chlorophyceae, Chlamydomonadales, Chlamydomonadaceae. The record is from RefSeq and is a predicted model, not a curated record.